AAGCCCUGGCACUUUGAUCGAUGACAUUUAACAAGUGAUGGACGACGUUUCGUGAACUCGGAACAAAUCGGAUAUAAUCUUUUGUGGACAAACUCUAUUGUUGUUGAACCGGAAGAGGAUUUAUUGUUCUGUACCAAGUCGCGCUUGUCGUCUUCUAUGUGAAUCAUCUGACAGCAUGGGGAUUCUGCUGUUACUUACUGUCAUGCAAGCGGUGACAGUCGCUUUGGUGACUGCAGAGUGUCCCGUGGUGUGCGAGUGUCCCGCCGGGCCCCCAUCCUGUGCCCCGGGGGUGAGUUCUGUCCCGGAUGGAUGCGGUUGCUGCAAAGUGUGCGCCGCACAGCUGAACCAGGACUGCCACGAAGGUCGGCCCUGUGACCACCAUAAAGGCCUGGAGUGCAACUAUGGCAAUGAUGUUGGCCGUACCAAUGGCAUCUGCAGGGCAAAGGCAGAGGGCCGCUCCUGCGAAUACAGUGGGCGAAUCUAUCAAAAUGGCGAGAAUUUUCAAGCUGGCUGCAAGCACCAGUGUACCUGCAUCGACGGGGCAGUGGGUUGCGUGCCCCUUUGCCCCAGCCACGUGCCCCUGGCAUCAACUUCCUGUCCGGCCCCACACCUGGUCAAGGUGCCGGGCCAGUGCUGCCUCAGCAUCGAGUGCCACAAGGGAACAACCGUUGUGCCGCCGGUGCACCGCCGACGUCAACCUCCGGCUUACCCGCCGUACCCCUUCAUUCCCUACUCGGUUUACCCUUACGUGAAACCGUAUGCAAAACCUUACCAGAAGCUGUAUCCCUACAAACCCAAAAACGAGAUGGACACCCUGGGAAAUGAGUUAGUGGAGGUGGGCCGCAAAUGGGACAAGCCACAUGGCCACAAGCACCUGGCGGCGUGGAAGCAGGUGGGAGAUCAGUGCGUGGUCCAGACCACUUCCUGGUCCCAGUGUUCUCGCAGCUGUGGGAUGGGCAUUUCCUCUCGCGUUACCAACGACAAUGCCCGCUGUAAGCUGGUCAAGGAGACCCGUCUGUGCAACAUACGACCCUGCAGCUCCAUGUCGAUCCCAGCCAAGAAAGGAAGGAAGUGCUCCCGAACCCACAAGGCCCCCGAGCCGCACCGCCUGUCCUACGCCGGUUGCAGGAGCACUCGCCUGCACAGACCCAACUACUGCGGCGUGUGCAGAGACGGCCGCUGCUGCUCACCACGUCGCACGCGCACCGCCAGCGUCACCUUCGCCUGCCCCGACGGCGAACGCUUCACCAGAUCCGUCAUGUUCAUCCAGUCGUGCAAGUGCAGCGACGAGUGCAACCAUCUCAAUGAGGCGGCCAUGCCCCCGCAGCUCUGGCUCUAUGGAGACACACACAAGUUCAUUGACUAGUUCACUUACUAGCUCCUCAGACCCUACAUUCCUAGCCACAUGACACCGCCACCCCUGCAGUCCCCAUUAUGCCUAUUUUGAAAUACUUAAGAAUUAUUUAUUCAUUGUAUUUUUUUGUUUGUUCUGAACUUGAUCUGUAUUUUUUAAUUCUCAUUUUGUGUAUGAUACCAUUAUUCAGCCAAUACACAUAUUUUACAUUAGGAAAAAAAUCACAGCAUACCACCAGAAAAAGUCACAAAAAGUGGAUGCACAGGUUAAUUGCGACCUAGUGGAAAAGCAUUGAAUUGUUUUGCCUAUCACUGUACAUCCAUCCAUUUUCCGUUUCGCUUAUCCUCACGCGGGUCGCGGGCGUGCUGGUGCCUAUCCCAGCUGAGUCUGGGUGAGAGGCGGGCUACACCCUGAACCGGACGCCAGCCAAUCACAGGGCACAGUCAUAAAAUAAAAAAAAAAAACAUUCCCACCAAUUAACCUAUCAUAGAUGUUUUUGGAAUGUGAAAGGAAACCGGAGCACCUGGAGAAAACCCACAUAGGCACAGGGAGAACAUGCAAACUCCACACAGGUGAGGCCGGAUUUUAACCCCGGUCCUCAGAACUGCGAGGCAGAUGUGCUAGCUAGUCGUCCACCGUGCCGCCCAUUAUACAUUGCUACAUUUUUUAGAGUUAAUAUACAAUUUCCCGUUGAACACCACGGCACAAUAAUGUGCCACAACACACUGGGUGGGAAUCAUUGCUUUAAUGUAUAGAAUUUAUGUACGGACCCGCAAUCCAGUCCGAAGUCAGCCCAAAGCACAGCGUUACUUUCUCAAACAGUACAUUAAAGCAGCGAUUUCCCACCAAUGUGCGACACAUCAUCAAAUGUGCUGUGGAAAAUGAUCCAAUUUGACUUAAUUGGUCCUAAAAUUUGUAUAUAUUCACUACAAAUAAUGUGUCUUUGUUCAUCUAUCUAUGCCAAUGACAUAUAUUGACAGGCAGAAUAAUUCCAUGCUCUUCCACUAGGUGGCAGAAAGGACAAUAAUCCUGCAUAUCCACCUGUCAUUCACACAUCAGAAAGAUUUCACAUUCAUUUGUGGCUCAUUAUUUCAGUAUAUCUACUUUUUGACAUUUUUGUUUGGUGGUGUGCUGUUAGAUUUUUGGAAUGAAAAAUUGAAUCUUGGUUAAAAAAAACUGCAUUAACGAAAGAAAUGAGAAAAUAAUUAAAGAUUACAUUAUUUUACUUUACAUUACAGAACAAACAAAAAAAUGAGAAAGAAAAAUACAAUUAAAGAAUAAUUUAUUUAUAAGUAUUAUAAAAUACGGAGUGACUUUUCAAUCACCCUGUAGAAUCACUGUCCUUAUCCUAUCAAUGAGUAGAUGCAAAACGUCAUUUGCGAAUUUUUCGGGAAGAAAAAGGGGAAGGAUUUUGUGAGCAUCUUCAUCAGAUUAGCUCUGCUUCAGUGUAGAUUCAAAUGUUGUUUUUUUUGUUUUUGUUUUUUUUUGGCCUUGCCGGAGAGUUUUGUUUCUCUAAGCCAGCAAGCUGUGCACCAAGAACCCCCCCCCCCCGAACUCUGUGAGACUUUUGUUUGCUGGGGGUGGCAUGUAAAUAGCUGACACACAAAUACAUAACUGUUGCUGAUUUAUUUUGUUGGUCAUGUGACAGAAGUUAUGAGUGAAUGCGGCCUAAUAGUACUGAUAAACCAAAUCAUGGAGGUGGAGAGUACUUGUCCCAAAGGUCUGAUGAUGAUGUUGUCGUUCUGACACACACGUGGCCCGUGACCUUGUUUGGUAUUUAUUCAUUCGUAUUUAUUGUCGGGUUUCACACACAAGCGGCCGGCCGUUAGGGAAGGCAGCAAGUUUGGAGCAUCCGAGGGACAAAACAGCUGAGGUCCGUCAGCUACUGAAGGACGUGACCUCCCACAGAUUGACAUCAAUCAUAGUUCACCGUUGGAUGGUGAAAGCUACCGGGGAACCCCCCCCCCCCCCCCC
Messenger RNA from Phyllopteryx taeniolatus (common seadragon), 3328 nucleotides. Its product is annotated as CCN family member 1. Gene Ontology annotation, cellular component: extracellular region. Gene Ontology annotation, molecular function: protein binding. The record is from RefSeq and is a predicted model, not a curated record. Bases 176 to 1366 code for a protein of 396 amino acids. NCBI's taxonomy places the organism in Eukaryota, Metazoa, Chordata, Actinopteri, Syngnathiformes, Syngnathidae. Gene Ontology annotation, biological process: signal transduction. The transcript is spliced from 5 exons.